This is a messenger RNA of Lagopus muta (rock ptarmigan), 8606 nucleotides long. RefSeq names its product C2 domain containing 3 centriole elongation regulator (gene C2CD3). Gene Ontology annotation, biological process: centriole elongation; cilium assembly. Gene Ontology annotation, cellular component: centriole; centriolar satellite. Bases 68 to 7012 code for a protein of 2314 amino acids. The record is from RefSeq and is a predicted model, not a curated record. NCBI's taxonomy places the organism in Eukaryota, Metazoa, Chordata, Aves, Galliformes, Phasianidae. The transcript is spliced from 34 exons.
GAUGCUCCCGCCGGAGCGGCCGUUGCCGGGCAGCGGCGCGGCCUGAGGGAAGCGCUGAGGUGAAACCAUGCAGCAGAGGAGGCCGCGGGCCCCGGCCCCAGCCCCGGGGGUCAGCAGGCGGCGUAGAGCUCCCGGUGACAUCCCCGCGUCCACCAGCCUGCCGCCGCUGGUAGAGGGCCCUCCGCGCUGCGUCCUCCGCUGCACCGUCGGCAGAAUCGUGUGGACGGCCUCCAAAGCGCCCUCCGCCGCCGUCCUCGUCCGCCUGAGGUGGUGGGGUGAGACUUCGGACGGUACCGUGUUCCACCCCGCCUCAAAGCCGGGACAGGCGGCGGGCAGCAGCCGGUACGCCGUGCGGUGCGGGCCUCGGCAGCUCGCGGCCUACCUCACAGAUAUGGGCAUGCUUGUCCUGGAGGUCCUGAGCAAACCUGACCGUCUUCCAGUUGGCAGAGUGCAGAUCACUGAAUUGUCCCAGCUCUCUCCCAGCCAUCCCAUCAGUGGGUUUUUCACCAUAGUUUCACCAACAGCUGAUAAACUGGGAGAGCUACAGGUUUCACUUGUUCUUGAACCCCUGUCAGACACAUACAAAACCAGCAGCUCUGUCCCAGCCACAGAUGCAAGUUCAGAUAUGGCUCCUGCUCCAUCUCAGCGAGUGCAGGUCACUCCUCCUGGCCAAGAGCCUGUUAACAAAAGCAGGCUCACAGCUCCCAGCUGGGGAAAGGACCAUUCCUUCUUUCAAGAGAACUCUGAGAACAUCAAGGAUGUUUCCCCCCACCGCUUCAUUUUCCCAGAUGAACAUUUGAAAGUGAAUCCUUCGAGUCGGCAGUCGGUGUCAUUUCCCAGCAGUGCUGAUCCUGAAGCUGCCCUCAGCACAAACACACACGUGUUCUCUUUGCACAGCCCGACUACAAAAGACCUGCUUUCAGUUCUUUUGGAUCAAGGCAAUAAACUCCGUGAUGCCAUGGUCGCUUCUGCGAUGAAAUCGAGCCCAGACAUGGAGAUUGAACUGAAUGAAGUGCCUCCUUUUGUACAGCCAGAUGGUUUCAGAGCAGCAGCAAAGAGCCCAAAAGGCUUGAACUCAAGUUUUAUGCCUGCUCUUGAGGACCCCCGUCUCUUUACAUCUGAAGUCACAGGUCAGCAAUCAGACCUCAACUCUGAGGAGAGAGCAAUACAGUUACUGUUGGGCAGUGCUGAUUUGUCUCCUGUGCAUUUCUGGGAUCGGCCAGGUUCCCUUCUGGAUUCUCUUUCUAUUGGGAGUGAGGUGUAUGACAGUGAACUCAAUGAUCCCCACUAUGACCAGAGUCUGCUUGAAAGUCUUUUUUACACCACACCUAAGUCAGAUUCCAGUUUAAGUGAUUUCCUCAGUGAUGAAGAUGUGAACCCUUCCAAAAAAGGAAGCAAAACAAAAACUGUGAAGAAAGCUGAUGCUGUGAAUGCACAGAAGGAUUCCACUGCCUCAGAUCGGGAUCAGAAGGUGACAGAAAUUAAACCCAGCUCCUCUUCUACCAGACAGUUUGCUCCUCCAGAUGUUGACACAGAAGAAGCUCAUGUCACAGCCUUGAGUGUUGACAGGUUGGCUUUGCUGGGGAGAAUACACCUGGCCAGAGUCAUCAUUGAGAGCCUGAGAAUCUCUCUUGAGAGCAUCCAGACUACACCAAGAAAGAAAGGUUUAAUGGGGAAGCCUCCCAGGCCUGCUUCAGUUAAUAAGUGUACCUUCUUUGUGGAGUACAGCUUUCCUGUGGGAGCCUCCAAGAAUGACAAAGGCCAAGUCUCCUUAACGACAGAAUUAACUCGAAUAGCUUCAAGUAAAAUCACAGACGGCGUGGUGAAAUUCCAGCAGCGAUUUGUGUUCCCUGUCCGUUUUGGUGGAACCAUGAUAGAGCACUGGUGGAGCUCUGACCUUGCUUUUAAAAUCUACAUGCGAAAAAGCACACAAAGAAAGCCAGUGGCCAUUGGCUCAGCAGUGCUUCAGCUGUGCAAGGUCAUUCAGUCAGAACUCCUCACUUUCAGCUGUGAAAUACCUGUAGAAAAAGAGGGAGAUCAGAUACAAGUUGGACCCCUGAAGUUAUCAGUAGAGCUUGCAGCUGACAACAAGGACUUCACCUGCACCACUGCCAGGUGCUCGGUGGCUGUGCAGCAGCAAAUCCCACCUCAUGCCAUAAGAAGUCCUCGGAUGGAACUCUGGGAGCCCAACAGGGACCGUGUGAAUGCAGAAAGCUGCUUGAAAUUAAGCAACAGCGUGGACUCAGACAAGACAGGAGCAGCCUGCACAAAUGUGCAGCCACCGUGGUGUGUUGCAACCCCUGUGGCCCGUAAUCUGGUGACACGAUUGCCUGCAGCUGAAGAUGAUGGGUUAUUACUGCAUGUGCUGCUGAUGGUGCCAGAUGGGAAGGAUUUUGUUGCUGAAAACAGCGGACUCCACACUUCUUGUAAUGUGUAUUUGAACUGCAAGCUGCUCAACAUGGAGGAGGCAACAAGAUCUGCAGUCGUUUGGGGUACAACGCAGCCUACCUUUAAUUUUUCUCAGGUGAUGCCUUUUUCCCUGACUUCCAAACACUUGGAGCGACUAAAGAACAACAUCAUGGUUAUUGAAGCAUGGAACAAGGUGGGAAACCCUGGUAGUGACAGACUGCUGGGAUUGGUGAAACUGCCUCUGCAUCAGUUUUACAUCUCAUUCAAAGACCGAAGGGUUUCCCACCUGCUGCUUCAGGCUCAGUAUCCAGUGGUUGCUGUGGACAGCUACAUGCCUGUGAUAGACGUCUUCACUGGCAGUAAAAGUGGAAGCCUGAGGGUCAUUCUGGCCAUGGGCUCAGCUGAUCAGAUCGUGGCACUGCAAAGGCUGAAGAAUGAAGAAGGAAUGGAGCCUCCCAUCACCCGGCGCCCUGCUCACUUCCUGGACCCCCCUCCUACAAAGCUGACAAUGCAGUUGGAGAGAGAAGGGGAAGAACUGAUGGAGCAUGUCUUUGAGAUUCAUGUGGAGAGUGUGAAAGGACUCAUUCCCCUGCAGUCCACAGUGUGGGGAGAGGCUGACUGCUACGUUCAGUACUAUUUCCCAGUGCAAGAGGCUGGCUCUGGUGCAUUGCCAGGAGCAGAACUGCACACGGAUGGCAUCGAGUUGAAGCCUUUUCGGACAGCAACCACUUUAUGUGUUCCUGAUCCUGUCUUUAAUGAUGAGCAUCAUCAUUCUCUGUUGGUUCCAGCUGAUGUCCCAGUUCAGAGGCUUCUGGUCAGUGCAUUUAUGGCACCAGGAGCAAUUGGAGAAGGAAUCCAGUUUGAAGUCUGGUGCAGGUAUUAUUACCCAAAUGUCAGAGACCAGAUGGUUGCCAAAGGGACCUUGCCUUUGUCACGGCUGUGUGCCAUGAUAACAAUGCAGCAUCGUGAAGAAAUAGGAAUACAGACUUUUAAUCUUCCAUUGCUCCCCAGGACUGAUUCCUCAGAAGAAUUUCAUCUGCGGUCUUCAGGCUUGCUUGAUGUGAGUGUGAGAUACCAACGUUCUGUGAAAACGACAGCAGGAAGAACUGCUCAAACUGUUUCUCUUUCUGUACAAAUACACAGGGCAGCUGGUUUGCAAGCAGCAGCCAGAGCUGUGGCAGAAAAGAACCCUUCGGUGCGGUACUAUGCAGGUGUUGGAGUUAAUGCUUACGUUUCUGUGCACCUCUCCUUCCUACCUGAGACAGAGAGGCACAGCACACGAGCUGUGGCUCGCAGCUUCUGCCCAGAGUUUGAGCACCACGUGGAGAUCCCUUGUAACCUCAUCGUUCAGAAAAGCAGCGGAGAAGCCUCUUGUCUGGGGGAGCUCCUGCAGUCUGCCAACAUCACUUUCUCUGUCUACCAUCAGAACGUCAAGUCAGCCACUGACACUUUGGCAGCUCGGACAUCAAGAGAUUGUCUUCUUGGGACAGUUACAAUUCCAACCAGAGAUCUGCUGAGAAGACGAUCAGGUAUUACAGGCUGGUACCCAGUUACCCUCUCUGAAGAUGUCAUGCCUUCACACCACACAAACAUCACACAGACUGUUGUGGGAGGACUGGAACUUUCUGUUACUUUCGCUCAUCACAGUGACAGGGAGCGUGUUUUGGAGGCUGCUCAGCUUUUGGGGUGGAACGGUGAGGAAAGCCUUGAAGACAGCAUGGAUGAGGACGAUGAAUGGGAGCCGAGUGACAGAGAGGUGGUUGUGACCAUUUCAACCCCAAGACUGUGGCUGCCAUUGCACUGCGUGCUGCUUGCAGGCCAGAUGCAACUGAAUAAAAGCACUUGCUGCUACCUCAGGUAUAAGCUGUAUGAUCAGGAAGCCACGUGGACUUUGCUUAAGAGGCCAAAAUUGUCUGAGGACAACAAGAACGUUACAGUGAACUUUAAGAAAGGCCACAGGGUGACUCUCAGGAAGAGCCAAGGGCUGAUUUGGUUCUUCAGGGAGGAGAAAUUAGAAAUCCAGGUGUGGUGGGCAUAUGGCAAAGAAAAUGGUGUGGAAAGACCACUUGAUACAGAUCGUCUCAUUGGAUCUGCAUACGUCGACCUCAGAGCGUUAGCAGAGAGGUCAAGGAGAUCACUGAGUGUUGGUGGAGUGUACCCGUUGUUCAGGUGCAAUGCUGCAGACCUCGCAGGGGCUGCUGUACGUGUUCACGUUGCCUUUUCCUCCACUUCUGCUGCCCCAACCCUCACCCCACGCUGCACAGAGGAGCACAGCAACAGCGAAGAUGAAAGCACAGAGAGAGAGCCUGACCUGAGCCAGCAGGUCUGUGGAAAUCAGGCUCAGAGCCUGGAUGUCAGAAGCUCAGAAAUCACCAAUGGGAAACCACAAGAAGACGACGUGGCGUUUUUGGAAAGCACCGUUGCUGUCAGCAUCCUUGUGGAAAGAGCAAUGCAUCUCAGUUUAAAAGGGAGUCCCCUGACAGAACGGGAAGUGGCCUCCCCCAGUAGCUGUGUGUCAUUUGCUGUGGCUGGUUCAGAUGCUCCAAUAACCACUCCAGUAAUAGAAAACACCGAGUCACCUGUCUGGGACUUCCAGCAACAAGCAAGAUUAUCCAAAGAACUUCUGCUGGAUCCACAGCAAACCUUGGUCUUCAAAGUGUGGCAUAAAGCAGAAGCAGAACGGGUGAUAGGAUUUGCAUCAGUGGACCUUUCUCCUCUUCUUUCUGGCUUCCAGCUGGUGUGUGGCUGGUACAACAUCACCGACUUCAGUGGGCAGUGCAGAGGACAGAUCAAAGUAGCAGUCUCUCCCCUUCAAAAUAUAAAUAAUCUCAGAGAAGAAAGGCAGGCGAGGAUCCGCAGCCAGACUCCAAGCUCUGCAAUGAAGGCCAUCUUUCCAGCACUUCCCAGUAACGUUCCAAGCUUUUCCAAGCCCGUGUUGCCAAAAGAAGUUGGUGUUCCUUCUCUAGAACAGCCUGUUCCUAGCAGAACUAGUCCCCCUAGGGCACACACACCUCGACACGAGGAGCACAUGCAGAACGUGCGCAGGUUCCACGAAUCCUUGCAGCAAGCAGAAGGAAAUGCACAGCGAGCAGCCAGGAUGGAUUCACUGUCAUUGUCGUCGCGUGCUUCUCUUCUGACUGCUCUCAGAAAGAACUUGAGCGAGCUGGAUGAAGUUCAGAGAUAUUUCAGCCAGAAGCUGACCAGGUCUCUUCCUGACUUCAGUGAUGGUAACAGAUCCCAACCAAGUCACAGAGAGCAGGAGAGUGAUCAUCAAGGCUUGAGGAGCAGAGAAAUGGAUUCCAACCAAUGCCAUCUUUUAAGAAAAUCAAGUCAGCUGGUGUCCCAGGUCAGCAGCCUCAUCAGUGGCUUGCAGACUAUCACAAAUACUAAAGGCUCUUCUAACGUGGAUCAAGACAGCAGCAGAAAGCCGGGUGCUUCUCGUGUACUCAACCAGAAGGAUGGAGAUGACAGAACUGAUGUGUGUCAAGGCCAGCUGGGCUUGGACUCACGUUGUGUCAGCAGAGAUACACAGCAGCCGUGCUCCUUUGGGAGAUCUGUGCUUGGCAGACGUGUGCUGCAGGAGCUGCUGGACCAAGCUGUCCCUGAAGGGGAGCAUCCAGCAGACUGCAUCCAGGGAGAUGGAGAUGCUUUUGCCCAUCAGCCACACAGUGAAGAAGAGUACGAAGAGGAAGACAUUAUAGAACCACGAACUCUUAAUGAAAUAACAACGCUGACUGACAGAACCAGUCCCUGGUCCAGUGUGCUCUCAGUAGAGCUGGGAGCUGACCCUGCAGACUUGCAGCCUGAAGCUCAGCACUCGGUGGAAACAGACUGUGUGAGGAAAGGGAGCAGCCGACGGAGCAGCACGUUGUCCAGCACACCACGAGGUGACAACAGAAGCCUGCUCACCUCUCUUAGCUCAUGCAUUAGCCCUCACACAUUGCAGAACAGUCCUUGGACAGGAGCAGAAGGCUUGAGUAACAGCACAGAAGCAGCUGACAAGGAGCUGAUUCAGCCUGCUUGUUUGUCAGAAUUGCAUCAGACAGUCGGUGGCCUGGUAGAAAAUGGAAAUUACAGCUGGGACAGAACACUUAACACUAAGCAAGUAGAGCAGCACACAGAGUUUCACAGGGCUUCCAAGGAACUACUGGAAUUUCCAGGAAGCAUUAGUCUGACUGCUCCAAAAGCUGCAGCGAGAGAGGAGGAAAGAAGUGAAGUUUUAAAUGAAGAUCAUCAAGAUGAGGAAAAAAAUGGUUCUGAUGAGGUCUGUGCCAAGAGUGUUUCUGGCUUGGAAGGGCACAGGAGUAGCUUGUCUGAGGGCAGCCAUGAGGAUCCACUGGAAGAGUCAGGAAAGUCUGAGAAACCAAAAAUGGUUUUAUCUGAAGCUGCUGUUGUUCCCAACUUCUUCCUCCCUCCCCAGCAGAUGGAAGCCUCCAUGAGAUUGCUCAGCAGUUCUUCCCACCCUCCCACACCUGGCAGUGCUGAGGUUGUGGCAGUUUCCAAACCACGCCACCGCAGGGCUGUUGAUGUGGAUCUCAGUCCUGCGCCAGCUGGGCUACUUAUUUACCUCUUGCAGGAAAGAUAUUCAUUUCCCUCACUGUGACCUAUGGAACAAAUGCUGUGAGGAACAUUUGUAUAAUCACAAACAGCUUGCUUGAUGAAACAGAACAAAAUUAGGCAGGAUCUAAUGGCUCUGAAGUCAUGGAAGUGGCUUGCAGCUAAUAAAUAUCAUUACAGCCCAGGUAAAAUGCACAAAUUUUUGCAGUUUUGCGUUGUUAAGUCUUAGGUAAAUCAGAUGAAUAUUUUUUAAUAUCUUUUUCUAAAGCCCUUGGCUUGUUCCUGAUGGAAAUAAGGAGCUCUACCAGAGCCAUCACAGUCAGAGCAUGCUUCCAGCAUCCCUGGAUUUGACCUGACUGAUACCCAGCCUGCGGUGUGUUUCAGUGCUCCUUGAGCACUUCUCAUGCUACAUCCAAAUAUCUCAGAUGAAAUCCAAAGCAGAAUCUCAGAGGUGUUUCUCCUUUGGAGUUCUCUGUGUUCCUUUCUGUCCAUACCCACUUGUGCUGUAUCUCACUGCCAUGCCUGUCUUCCAAGUUUGGCUUUCUCUGAAGAGUUUCUGCUUCUUCCUGGGAGCACUUUACCCCUCAGUGCGCUUCCAAACCAUUUCUCAGGCCCGUGGUUCAGUGUUAAUUCUAUUUCUACUUGAAUUCCUCUGUGCAGUGCUAAGCUGAUGAGCUAGAAACACACCCCAGAAAGGAAUUAAAGAUUGGGGAGAGUAUUAUCAAAGCCCUAUUUGGAUGUAGCUGAGAUUAAACCUCUUGAAUUCUGUAGUUAGCCGCAGCCAAUGCUUUGCAGUAGCACUUGGAAGCAUCUGUUAGAGAGCACCCAGCCCCGUGUUACGCAGCCACCAUGAGAACAGGAUGUUUUCUGCUCGUGUCAGUGGCACACCGCAGUGCAGGAGAACUGCUCUCUCAUAUCUGUGUUCAGAGCACAUCAAGAACACAAAGAACAUCACCUUCUAAAUCGGGGUUCGUUCGGUUUCUGCACGGCUCAGCAAACACCGCGCGUGGCAGCGGGGCCGAAAUGUGAGCUGCUCCCAUCUGCAGGUCAGCAGCGCCCUGCCGCUCACAUGGCACUUGGCAAAGCUCCCUGCUGGCCUCGGCGUGAUCCUGACACCUCCUGCUGCCUGGCUCCCUGCUUUCCCUCUUUCUUACACAAAAUGAAGCAGCGGUGCUGAGGAGGCAAAGCGGGCCGGCGUGCCAAAAGAGACGGCAGUGUUUGGAGACAGGAAAGGGUGAGAGGAAACUCGUGGACCUGAGUUCUGCUGAGCCUCACAAAACGUGAAUGCUUCUAGACUAUUUUUUUCCACAUCUCAACCCCUGGUUUCUGAGGUCUUUCCUCAUGGUGGCCUUCAGUGCUUGAAGGGAGCGGAUAAACAGGAGGGGGAACGGCUGUGUGUGAGGGUGGGUGGUGACAGGACAAGGGGAAUGGCUUGAAAGUGAGCCAGGGGAGGUUUGGGUUGGAUGUGAGGAGGAAGUUUUGGAGGCAGAGGGUGGUGAGGCAGUGGCACAGGUUGCCCAAGGAGGCUGUGGAUGCCCCAUCCAUCCCUGCAGGCAUUGGAGGCCAGGCUGGAUGUGGCUCUGGGCAGCCUGGGCUGCUGGUUGGCGACCUGCACACAGCAGGGCUUGGAGCUGGAUGAG